CUUCCCGUAUAUAGGAAGAGACUCCCUCUCGGUGCCUUCACUGAGGCAACAAGGAGGCGGGAAGGAAGCACCUGCUUCAUCGUUAUGACAAAAAGGAGUCAAACCUAGAAUCGGAUUAUUCGCUGCCACUGGCCUGUCAGAGAGAGAGAGAGAGAGGCAGAGGACCUCUAGAAGUGGGGGCUGCCCAGGAAACGGGGCUGACAUCUAGGAAGGAAGAGGAAAAAUUCCAGAGAGAGAGAGACUGAGAGAGAGACCCACCGCGCAGCCACGAUGUUUCCGAGGCUCUUCCACCAGUGGAGUUUCGUAGUCUUUCUUCUCAGUUCCUGCGUCCCCUCUUCGGGGAAAUCGCUGGAAGGGAACGGGCGCCGACUCAGCAAAAGGACUGUAUCGGAAUAUCAGCUGUUACAUGACAAAGGAAAGUCUUACCAAGAUAUGCGAAGACGAAAUUUCCUGCAAAAUCUAAUUGAAGGUGUAAACACAGCCGAGAUUCGGGCUAUGCCAGAGGUAUCACCAAAUCCUAAACCUGCCACCAUUGCAAAGAACUAUGCCAUUCGGUUUGGCAGUGAUGACGAAGGCAAAUACCUGACUCAGGAGACCAAUAAAACUCAGAUGUACAAAGAACAGCCUCUUAAGACACCAGGGAAGAAAAAGAAAGGAAAACCUGGGAAACGUAAGGAACAAGAGAAGAAAAAGAGAAGAGUUCGUUCGGCCUGGCUAAACUCCAGAGAUUCUGGAAGUGGAAUGGUACAAAUCCCGCUUUUGGACAUCUUUGCUACUACACAUAUUAAUAAAAGGAGGCGUUGACAUCUUCAGCUGAGAUAUUUGGAAAACACAUUGCAGUAUUCUGUAAUAGUGAACAUAUGCAAAGUGUUAGAAGUAUUUAUUAUCUGUAAAUAUUGUAUCAAAUAAAACCUUGGCCACAGAUGCUUUUCAAAACUGCACAUCUGAACAUUGUGAAUAUGGGGGGAUUUUUUUUGUGCUAUCUUCUUGUUACAUUUACCAUAAUUUAUUUUGUUGAAUAAUGUAUUUAUUUCUAUGAACUUUUAUCUUGGUGCUGCUGACUUCUAUAUUUUUGUAACAUAAUGCACUUUAGAUAUACAUGUCUUAAUAAGACAUAAAUAAACUAUUCCUAUUUUUAAAA
This is a messenger RNA of Anolis sagrei ordinatus, 1141 nucleotides long. It is a transcript of the gene PTHLH, whose product is annotated as parathyroid hormone like hormone. Gene Ontology annotation, molecular function: hormone activity. Gene Ontology annotation, cellular component: extracellular region. The record is from RefSeq and is a predicted model, not a curated record. NCBI's taxonomy places the organism in Eukaryota, Metazoa, Chordata, Lepidosauria, Squamata, Anolidae. Gene Ontology annotation, biological process: bone mineralization.